UUUUAACACUUUCUGUAUUACCGACUUGCACAUUCCUGUCACUUGUCUACUAACCGUCGCUUGACAGCUUCACUUUUAAAUCAGACAUUUUUAGAGUAAGCCACAGUAAAGCGGACGGAUAUCUGCACGUACAAUGAAUGGCAGCACACAGGAUGUGUCCACAACGAUUCCGCUGCUGGUCAACAAGCUGUGCAGCCACUUUGCUAAAAAUAAUGAAGAACAAUCGAACCGAUUCUAUAAGCUGUGCGUCGGAUUCCUCUCACUGCCGCAGCAUAAUGACACACUAGACAAAGAUGAGAGUCAGAUUGCUGCACAGAUACGCAAGUUUAUUCAAGCAACAAAGGGCAAUGAGGAAACAAAGUUAUUUGAUGCAUUAUACUUAAAAAUCCAUAAAUCUGCAGUGUUGCAUCACAAAUCACAUCUACUCUCAUUUUUUCUCUUCAUGAGCAAAGGAAACAAUAAAUUUGAGAGUAGUCAUAUGUGGUCUAUACCAAAACAAGUCCUGCACAGUAAUCCAAUCAGUGUGAGCAGUAAAAACCAGAUUGGUUUCUUGCCUGAUGAUUCCUCUGCUGGUGUGAAGAAGAUUUAUCAGAGUAAUUUAAAUAGAAAGAUGUCAAAUGUCAGUAGUAGAACACAUUCUGGUGUGAGUUAUACAAACAGUGAUUCUGAAAUAUACAAGGAUCAGUUAACUACUUCUACAAGUUCAUCAAGAUCAACAAUAGCAAGUUCUGUAUCAGAGGCGCAACUUCUUCAAGAAGUCAUUUAUUCAUUUCAAGGCAUUGAAGGUAAAGUAAUACGUAAAGAACCUGGCGGUAUUGGAUUCACAUUGGAUCCGAAAGCGAGUAAAUGUAUGACAGCGCGCCAGAAAGGUUUGAUAUUACGACUUACUGGUAUUGGAUUCCUGCACAAUCAACUCAAACAGCAUUGCGACGAGGCGGACAAACAAAUUGGUUUAAUUGGACAGUCAUUAAUUGCGAUUUUGCGAAUUGAACUAACCAGCUACUAUGAACUCAUCGCGCAUUUACAAGCACAAGCGAAAAAACAAAGUUCACAUGAAUCCAACGAAAUCUCACUGCGUCGCAUGGUAGUUUGGGUUGCCGAACCACAACUCCGUCUUCAAUGGCUAGCCUACAUCGCAGAACAAUGCGUGGAUAAAAAAGGCGGUGCUUUAAUCUCAGCUAUUCAUGGCUUUUUACAACACGGUUCAUACACGGUACAAAAACAAUCUGAAAAAGUUCUCGCCGCCGUCUGUCGGCCAUUGUAUGUAAUGCUUUCAAAAUGGCUGCUGGACGGAGAGUUGAACGAUCCUUGCGGCGAGUUUUUCAUCGAAGCUCGUAUGAUCAAAGACGUCGAACGCUUAUGGCACGAUAAAUAUCACGUGCGCAAAGCAAUGAUUCCUACUUUUAUAACCGUCGAUCAAGCGAAUAAGAUUUUAGCGACGGGGAAAUCUAUAAACUUUUUGAGACAAAUUUGUAAAGAUACCGCGCAGCUUCCAGGUCGCGAAACUCUUCAGAAAUUAUUUUCUAAUUCAUUAGAGGCGUUUUUCAACCCUGAGAGGAGUAUUGAACUACAUGCAGGGUUAGAAAGCGUGUAUAGAGAGACUUCCACACGAGUUUUGGACUUGUUGAAGAAUAAGUAUAUGUUAUUAGAACAUUUACAAGCGAUGCGAAGAUAUUUAUUACUGGGACAAGGAGAUUUCAUUCGACAUUUGCUAGAGUUACUAGCGCCUGAAUUAUGUCAGCCAGCUUAUAAUCUAUACGCACACACAUUGUCCGCCAUCUUGGAGUCAGCCAUUCGCGUCACAAACGCACAGUAUGACGAUGAAGAAACAAUUUCAUGUUUAAAUGUGUGUUUGAUGCAACAUUCGAACGAGGAUACCGGUUGGGAUGUUUUUUCACUAAUGUACUGUGCAAAUGGGCCUGUUGGAACAAUAUUUCAACCCACAGUUUCAACAUAUAAAUGUUUAUUCGGUGGUUUAUGGAAGGCAAAACGCAUGGAGUUUGUUUUAUCCAACAUGCGUAAGCAACAAAUUACAAGUAACAAACUGCUGAAACAAAUGAAAGAAUUAAGAGUUGUAACACAUCAGAUACACGUGUUAUCUAGUGAAAUGAUUCACUUUUUACAUCAAACUCAAUACUACUUCCUGUUUGAAGUCCUGGAAUGCUCAUGGGCGGAAAUGUUGAAGCAGGUUAAUCAAGCUGCUUGUCUGGAUGAUGUUAUCACAGCGCAUAACACUUUUCUCGCUUCUGUACAGACUGGAAUUCUUUUGGAUUUAAAUUCUGCGGAGCUGCGUAAAUAUUUAGGCUCCAUCUUCAAUUUAGUUUUAAGUCUUGAAUCAGUCCAGGAGACAUUAUACAGUACAGCUUUAAAAGAACGCGAGCACAUAAUCGAACACGAAAAACUCUUUGAUACCGAUUUUGGAAUAACCGUCGAGAUUGAAUUAGAAAACCGCGAGCGCACCGGUAGAUUCUCACAGUUUUUAACGACGAUGAACUCACAGAUCAACUCGAUAUCCUGCAACUUCCGACAAUAUGUCGUCAAGUACGUAACUCUGCUAGCGACGAGUUCCGAUAUGAAUCUCCAACUGCUCGCCACUCGUAUCAACUUCAACGACUACUAUAAAAUUAUGUGACAGAGUCCAGUCAAACGCCAUCCUGUUAUUCCCAUUCAUGUUCCCUAUCAAGCGCGCAGCGAGUUAUUUUUAUCGACAUUUAGUAGUGCUUCGUCUUCCUGCACGGCGUGUUCGUCUAGAAACUCGAUGAACAAAAUGGCGGACGUUGAUAAUGCAAAAUAUGUUGAAUAUGUUGACAAUAUUGAGAAGGCCGUAAGUUCUGUUAGUAUUAUUGAAACUGUUAAAGUUGGCGGCAUGAGCACGACGGAGUCUUGCGAGUUGACUGAGUACGGCAGUGUUGAUAUGCUGCUGGACAAUCGCAAGAAGAAGGCGAAGAAGUCGAAGAAACAAAUUUGAUGUUGCGUCGGAUAAGGGACAUUGUUAUGUUGCGUGCCAUUAAUUUUAAAAGUAAUGGUCCCUUAUCCAUGUGAUAAAUAUGCGUCAUCCAGUAGGGAGGUAAUUAAUUUAAUUAAAUUGUAGAAGUGAUUUGUGAGCGGCGCCAGUUUUGCCCAAUGCCGGAUGGAACUGUUAAUGAAGUUAAUAUGAUAAUCAAUAUAAUUAAUUAAAUCGUA
Messenger RNA from Dalotia coriaria, 3183 nucleotides. It is a transcript of the gene Grip91, whose product is annotated as gamma-tubulin complex component 3. The coding region runs from base 134 to 2632 and encodes 832 amino acids. NCBI's taxonomy places the organism in Eukaryota, Metazoa, Arthropoda, Insecta, Coleoptera, Staphylinidae. Gene Ontology annotation, biological process: mitotic cell cycle; microtubule nucleation; cytoplasmic microtubule organization. The record is from RefSeq and is a predicted model, not a curated record. Gene Ontology annotation, molecular function: microtubule minus-end binding; gamma-tubulin binding. The transcript is spliced from 9 exons. Gene Ontology annotation, cellular component: spindle pole; centrosome; equatorial microtubule organizing center.